GUCCAAUCACGUGUCGGGAUCGGGAUGAGGUGGCAUUAAACGCCGGAAGCCGGAGGUCUUUUUAAUAGGGCGCUAAGCUAACAGGCUAACUGAUCCGAGAGAGCCGCGUGUGUGGUUGGAACUCUUCUCUGAUUUUCUGAGUCCGAGGAAGUUACUCAGGAGGCACGAUGAGUCUGCAGUGGACGGCAGUGGCCACUUUCCUCUACGUUGAGGUCUUCUUUGUUCUGCUGCUCUGCAUCCCCUUCAUCUCACCCAAGAGGUGGAGUAAGAUCUUCAAGUCUCGUAUCAUCCAGACCAUCGCUCUGUAUGGAAACACGUCGUUCAUGGUGGCGAUCGCCAUCCUCGUCUUCCUGCUCAUCGAUGCAUUUCGUGAGGUGAGAAAGUACAGUGUGACGGAGAAAGUGGACCUGACCAACAACCCGACGGCCAUCGAACACAUCCACAUGAAACUGUUCAGAGCUCAGAGGAACGAGUACAUCGCCGGCUUCGCCCUGCUGCUCUGCCUGUUACUGCGUCGCCUGGCCACACUGCUCUCCCAGCAGGCCACGCUCAUGGCCUCCAAUGAAGCCUUCAAGAAGCAGGCGGAGGGCGCAAGCAACGCCGCCAAGAAAUACAUGGAGGACAACGAGCUGCUUCAAGAGAAACUGCGUGAUGCUGGCGUUGAUGUGCCGGAGGCCGGGAAGAAGGGAGCAGGACCACAGGAGGAGAACAAGAGUCUGAAGGAGGAGGUGAAAACCCUGAAGGAGGAGUUGGACACUGCCAAGAAAGCUCUGCAGAAGUCGGACAGUGACGUCCGAGCGAUGAAGACACAGGCUGAGAACCUAACGGUGGAGUACGACAGACUGCUGGAGGAGCACAGCAAGCUGCUGGCAACUAGUGACAAGAAAUCAGACUGAGGAAGAAAAAUGGCUUCCAUCCUCGUCGUCUUCAUCUUCGUCAUCUUCGCCGUCCUCGACAAACGGUCCACAGCUUGUGUAUCCACCUGGACGUCCUGCUCAGCGAUGUGAUGUCACUUCCUCAUGGGUCAGCUGACAUCGCCGGGCGGUGAUUGGUUCAUUAGACUGUUAAAGCUUUAUUAGAAGAUUUAAAAAAAACUCUUCUUUCUUUGACUUUUUGUUUCUUUUUCCUUUUUCACAGAUUUUUUUUUGUUCAACUUUAAACGUUACAGUCAAACAGUUUCACUGAUCAUUCCCUGUUUCCUGAAACUACAGGAUGUUUCAUUCCAAAAUUAAAGGUCCAAUAUUUUUAUAGAAACACUCGUCCUGCUCGGACAAAUGCUUUUCACAUUCUGGUUUAAAAAUUGUCCAAACAGAAAGCGUCUUCAGACAGGGCUGGGGUUAUUAAUGUACCUUAAAUGUCUCUGUAUUUUUUUAAUUGAAUGAAAUGCCGCCAUUCUUGCUUUACAGUGCCUGUUUCAAAGUUUAAUGACUUAAAUACUUUUUGAAUGUUUGGAGCUGCGGUCUGACGACUGCUCGGGGUUCAAAGGUCGUGUCGCUUUGUACGAGCAAAACGCGUUCUGUGUUUCUGGGUCCGAUCAGUGGUUUAUUCGAAACUGACUUAACUGUGAAAUUACUUUAGUGUUCACUGAAGUUAUUUUGGUCUUGUGAAUCCUGCUCACCGAGUGGAAACAAUAAAUGAUUAGGGCAGAAGAAGCUCUGGUGUUUUGCUCGUUCUCUGUGAUCCGUCUUUCCUGGAUUGGAUAGUGGAUUUAAUAGCUGGACGUCCACAUGUGGAUGAUUUUCUCUUUCGGUUUGUUGUUUUCAGUUUGUUCCAAAGUGACCACGUAAGAUUUUGGCUGUAAUGGUUGUGUGUCUGCGUUGUUUCAAGGCUUUCAGACUGACACUCGCUCUGUGGUUGAAACAGACGACGACUCUGUUUCCUGAACGUCGGCACAGUUUGACACUAUGGCGGUUUGUCGCUCCUCAGUUUCUCAUUUCACAUUCUCCUGUCAAAACAUUAUAGGCUGUUGUCGUCUGAAAAGCGAGUGUCGGUGUGAAAAAAGCCCGUCACUUUCACGCUGCUGGUGUUUGUACUAUUGGUUUAGGAAGAAUCACAUGAUGUUUGUGUGUAGACAGUAUGAUCACGUGUAGAAAACCUACAGCUGUGUAUAAAUUCAAGUCACCGUUUGUUCAUAAGAAAAGGUUCAUGCCAUCGACUUCGUGUAAACCUGAUCAGCAACUGUAAAGAUGGACGACGUGGGUCAGUGUCAUCUGUCAUGACGUCUCGGCACAUUUUUCUAGAAUCAAAUGACUGUUUAAAACUUAUCAGAAACUUAAACAUACAUCAGUGUAAUAUCAACUAGUACCCAAAACGACACAAACCAUUUUUCGAAACAUUCAUUUAAUGUGUUCUUUGACUUUUUUGGUCCGUGUCCCACCUGCCCACGUUGAGGGGGCGGGGGUUUGUGACAUAUACUGCAGCCGGCCACCAGGGGUCGAUCCAGGUGAUUUGCGCAACUGUCAUGUUGUAUCUUUAUUUUCAGCACAUGGAAAUGAUUUAACAGCUGUUGAUCUUCUUGAAAGCAAAGUUUAAAAAUCAUUUGUUGUUUACCUUCUAUUUAAGCAUCAUGUGUCAUCUUCCUGUUCAAUAUAAUAAAAGGAAAAAUGUACCCGA
Scophthalmus maximus (turbot) is the source of this 2613-nucleotide messenger RNA. RefSeq names its product B cell receptor associated protein 31 (gene bcap31). The record is from RefSeq and is a predicted model, not a curated record. The transcript is spliced from 8 exons. Gene Ontology annotation, biological process: intracellular protein transport; endoplasmic reticulum to Golgi vesicle-mediated transport. Gene Ontology annotation, cellular component: endoplasmic reticulum membrane; endoplasmic reticulum. NCBI's taxonomy places the organism in Eukaryota, Metazoa, Chordata, Actinopteri, Pleuronectiformes, Scophthalmidae. The coding region runs from base 168 to 896 and encodes 242 amino acids.